AUGGACCCCAAGUCCGCCAGCAACCUCUCAUUCAUCCUCAACAAGCCGCACGAUGUCGCGUUCGCCGACCGGCCGGUGCCCUCGCUGCAGGGCCCGCACGACGUGCUAGUCGGCGUAAACUACACGGGCAUCUGCGGGUCGGACGUGCACUACUGGGAGCACGGCGCCAUCGGCCACUUCGUCGUCAAGGACCCCAUGGUGCUAGGCCACGAGUCGGCCGGCACCGUCGUCGAGGUCGGGUCCGCCGUCACCACCCUCAGUGCCGGCGACCGCAUCGCGUUGGAGCCGGGCUACCCGUGCCGCCGGUGCGCGCCAUGCCUCGGCGGCCGCUACAACCUGUGCCCGGACAUGCGGUUCGCCGCGACGCCGCCCUACGACGGCACGCUGACGGGCUUCUGGGUCGCGCCCGCCGACUUCUGCUACAAGCUGCCCGACAACGUGUCCCUCCAAGAAGGCGCGCUGAUCGAGCCGCUAGCCGUGGCCGUGCACAUCGUGCGGCAAGCUGCCGUGACGCCGGGGCAAUCCGUCGUAGUCAUGGGUGCCGGCCCCGUCGGCCUCCUCUGCGCGGCCGUGGCGCGCGCGUUCGGCGCCUCCAAGGUCGUCUCGGUCGACAUCGUCGAGUCCAAGCUCGCCUUCGCCAAGUCGUUCUGCUCGACGCACAUCUAUACCUCCCAGCGCAUCGCGGCCGAGGACAACGCGGCCAACAUAAAGCGCGAAGCGGAUCUCGAGGGCGGCGCCGACGUCGUCAUCGACGCCAGCGGCGCCGAGCCCAGCAUCCAGACCAGCCUGCACGUCGUGCGCAUGGGCGGCACCUACGUCCAGGGCGGCAUGGGCAAGUCCGACAUCACCUUCCCCAUCAUGGCCAUGUGUCUGAAGGAGGUGACGGCCAAGGGCAGCUUCCGCUACGGCAGCGGCGACUACAAGCUCGCUAUCGACCUGGUGGCCGGCGGCAAGGUCGACGUCAAGAGGCUGAUCAGCGGCACGGUGCCGUUCAAGGAGGCCGAGGACGCCUUCAAGAAGGUCAAGGAGGGCGAGGUCAUCAAGAUGCUGAUCGCGGGUCCCAAUGAGAAGCUGUAG
This is a messenger RNA of Anthostomella pinea, 1077 nucleotides long. Lineage: Eukaryota; Fungi; Ascomycota; Sordariomycetes; Xylariales; Xylariaceae. The record is from the annotation of a GenBank genome assembly.